AUGUCUGAAGCAGAUCCCGCACCAAAAGAACUGUUACAAGAGGUUUCCUGUGGAUGCCAAGGGCCCUGCAAAUCGAAGCGAUGUAACUGCCGAAAAGCCGGUCUAAAGUGCAACUCUGCUUGCAAAGUAUGCCGCGGAAAAUCGUGCAACAACUCAAAGAGAUGGACUGCUACAGAACACCAUGAUAGCGAAACUCCGACUACUACAGAUGCAUGUGAGGAGGACGGUGGACAAACUACCGUAGAGCCCGAUAAUGAUGACUUGGAAAUUAACGAAGGACUUUAAUGACUUUGACCUUCAAUGAUUUAUCCUACUUGUAACAGAUUGGGGUGGAUAUAACAUUGAACUGUAUAUACUUUCAAUUCCUCUUACAUGCUAUUGUAGGUUUCAUUGGCUCAAGUGAGGGUUUUUGUACAACUAUAUGUGUGAAAUGUAAAGUAACAAAUGUAAAACAAACAUAUUUGAACACAAAAAUAAUUUGUUAUACUCUAUCAAAA
Messenger RNA from Acanthoscelides obtectus, 497 nucleotides. The record is from the annotation of a GenBank genome assembly. NCBI's taxonomy places the organism in Eukaryota, Metazoa, Arthropoda, Insecta, Coleoptera, Chrysomelidae.